Messenger RNA from Tilletiopsis washingtonensis, 945 nucleotides. RefSeq lists its product as hypothetical. Lineage: Eukaryota; Fungi; Basidiomycota; Exobasidiomycetes; Entylomatales. Gene Ontology annotation, cellular component: peroxisomal importomer complex; peroxisomal membrane. Gene Ontology annotation, molecular function: signaling receptor binding. The record is from RefSeq and is a predicted model, not a curated record. The coding region runs from base 1 to 945 and encodes 314 amino acids. Gene Ontology annotation, biological process: protein import into peroxisome matrix, docking. The transcript has 3 exons.
AUGUCGGCGCCGCGCGCCGAGCUCGUCAGCUCCGCCAUCUCCUUCCUGCAGGACCCCGCCGUGGCCAACGCGUCGCUAGAGCAGCGCCUCGGCUUUCUGCGCUCCAAGGGCCUCUCUGACGCCGAGGUGGCCGAGGCGAUGCGCUACGCCGCCCCUGCCGCUGGCACGUCCGGCUCGCAGGCGCUGCAGAUGCCGGCGCACGCGCAGCACGCCUACGCCAACCCGUAUGCGCCGGACCCACGUCUGGCGCGCGAUUGGCGCGACUGGUUCAUCAUGGCCGUCGUGGCCGGUUCGGUGGGCUACGGCAUCGUGGGCCUUGCGCGCCGGUACCUCUUCCCGCACCUCGCGCCGCCAAACGCCGAUGUCCUUACUGCCGAUCUUGACGCCCUGACGGACAAGUACGACACAGUCGCGGCGCAGCUCACCGCGCUGGAGCGGACAACCGAUGCUGUGCGCGCGGGCGUCGAGCAGCAGCGCACGCAGGUCGAGGCCAUGAUCACAGACGUCGAGGGCGCGGUGCGGGAGGUGCGCGACGGCGAGAAGGGGCGCGAGGCACAGAUGAAGCGCAUCAGCGACGAGGUGGAGGAGAUGAAGCGGGCGCUUCCGAAGAUGAUGGAGAAGCAGACCUCGUCACAGCAGACGUCGCUCUUAGAACUGCAGACGGAGCUCAAGUCGCUCAAGUCGCUCCUCGUCUCGCGGGCACCCAGCGCCCCGCGGUAUGGCGCCGCAGCCAGCUCCGGCAACGGGCCCUCGUCGCCCGGCGGUGCGGCCUCGCCGCGUCCCGACGGCAAGCCGAGCAUCCCGAGCUGGCAGCUGGCGGGCUCGGCGUCGACCGCCAGCCUUGCCGCGGCCACGCCCGCCGGUGGCAGCAGCGCCGGCAGCGACGAGGAGAAGGCCACGGCGGGCGGCAAGGGCAAGAGCGACGAGGAGACAGUGGUGGUGUGA